AGGCUAAACAGCACAAGUAAGGAGUGUGGCUAUUUGUGAGACACGCGGUCAUCAGUAUUGCAGUUAGGCCUGCGGUUAAAACCCAUCACCAUUUGUGUUUCCAUUUCCCCAAAAAGACAAGGCGACGAAUAAGAUUGAAGGCGCAGCAGCAUAUUCAAAAUCAAUCGUCCAAUUGGUUUCUGGUCUCGGUCAAGACUCGGCAAAGCAAAUAGGAAAUGGCAAGAAAUAUGGGUCAUCUCUUGAGAUUGAUGAUGGAGCUUCCAGCAUCCAGAGUUGGUUUUUCUAAGCACUUAGCUAGUCGACUCAUCUGCUCUACAACUCAAGGAGUGCAAGUCAAACAGGAUCGUCCUGGAGAGCAUGAUGCUCAUACCUCGGAUGAGAAGGAGAAGGUUGAUAACAAAAAUGAAGGGAGUACUGAAGUUGAGAGCGACAAUGAUGAAGGGGACAAUGGUUACAUUAAUAAAAAGACUGGUGAGAUUGGAGGCCCGAGAGGUCCUGAGCCCACCCGCUAUGGCGACUGGGAGAAGGGUGGCCGCUGCUCUGAUUUCUGAUCUUCGUUUCUGCUUUUGAUUCAACUGCCCUAUUAUAGGUAAUGGCUCACUUAUUGGGUAUGGGGGAGACGAAUAAAUAGUAAUGUAGGUGCCAGUCAAAAUAGUCAUGUUAUUUUUUCGAAGUUCUUUUUUUUCUUUUUCUUUUCUUUUCUGAUAGGUUACCCCUCUAAUGCUUGAAUGUUGCAAUGAGCAUUGAAUAAGAGCAGCUGUUACAUGAUUGUACAAUGCGAAGUUUCUGAUAAUAUGGGUACCUAAUAGUCUUCUUAAUUA
This is a messenger RNA of Lycium ferocissimum, 821 nucleotides long. RefSeq lists its product as uncharacterized. Gene Ontology annotation, biological process: mitochondrial respiratory chain complex II assembly. NCBI's taxonomy places the organism in Eukaryota, Viridiplantae, Streptophyta, Magnoliopsida, Solanales, Solanaceae. Gene Ontology annotation, cellular component: mitochondrion. The transcript is spliced from 2 exons. The record is from RefSeq and is a predicted model, not a curated record. Bases 216 to 551 code for a protein of 111 amino acids.